This is a messenger RNA of Chaetomium strumarium, 2682 nucleotides long. Its product is annotated as FAD binding domain-containing protein. The record is from RefSeq and is a predicted model, not a curated record. Gene Ontology annotation, molecular function: FAD binding; oxidoreductase activity. NCBI's taxonomy places the organism in Eukaryota, Fungi, Ascomycota, Sordariomycetes, Sordariales, Chaetomiaceae. The transcript is spliced from 2 exons. Bases 393 to 2384 code for a protein of 663 amino acids.
AUGUAUGAUGUCGCCUCCAGCUUUUAUUACUACUCCCUUCUGCACCACAUUUAGCCGUUAACAUUUCCCGUGGGCACCGAUAGAAAGUCUCAUGGGCUCGCAAAGUAACAGCGUUGGCUUCGACGGCGACUCGCGCUUCCGACUUGCGGCUCGCACUCGCACUUCUUGACUCCUCCGAAUUUCUCGGCAUACCGGUGGGUCGGCGUGGUGCCCGCCGAUACUACGGCACGGGCUGACGCACGGCAUCUCAUGAGAAGUCGGGGGUUGAGGGCCGCCAGCGUCGUUAUAUGUUUGAGAAGGGGUUUAUAAAUACAAGUCGACUCAUGCCCACCGUCCACAGCCAUUUCACCUGAUUUUGUAACACGACAUCCUCGGAGCAUCGCAUUAUCACCAUGGAAAUGGAACGCGACUGCGACGUUCUCGUUGUCGGGGCGGGCCCUGUGGGGACGGCUCUUGCCCUGGAGCUAGCCCUGCAUAGCGUAUCAUUCCGCAUCGUCGACCGAGAGCCGGCCCGAACCAGCCAGAGCCGCGCCUUGGUCCUGCAACCCCGGACGCUGGAGCUGCUGAACCGCCACGGGGCGGCCGACACCAUAGUCGGUCGUGGCCGCAUCCUCCGCGGGGCGCAGACCUACAUCAACAAAAAACCCGUUCUCGGACUCGUCCUCGACGACCUCGGCACGACCAAUACCGAAUUCCCGCUGCCGCUCAACGUCUCGCAAGCCGUGACGGAGGAGUUCCUCGAGGAGUGUCUCGCCAAGUACGGCAUCACGAUCCAGCGGCCCGUGACCGCGACCAGCAUCGCCCAAGAUGACGGCGGCGUGACGGCGACGAUCAGGCUGGCCGACGGGAGCACCGAGACCAUCCGCUCCAAGUACGUAGUCGGCUGUGACGGCGCCCACAGCGUGGUCCGGCAUGCGUCCCGUAACAUGGCCUUCCCCGGCGGCGCCUACCCUCAAGACUUCGUGCUCUGCGACGCACGGCUCCGCGACUCCAACAUCGACCAGCACCGCAUCACGCUGCACCUCAACAAGAGGGGGGUGCUGGCCACGCUGCCCGUCAACCGCGAACUCGUCCGCCUCAUCGCGUCCCGGGCCGCCUUGACGACGACGACGACGGUCGACAACCAGCAAGAGCAAGACGACGCGCCGCCCAGCCUCGAGCAGGUGCAGGCCUAUUUCACCGCCAUGACCCCUCCCGGCUCGGGCGUCCUCCACUCGCCGCAGUGGCUCACCCGCUUCCGCCUCCACCACCGCUGCGUGAAUCAGUACCGCGACGGCCGGCUCUUCGUGGCCGGCGACGCCGCGCACAUCCACUCGCCGGCCGGCGGCCAGGGCAUGAACGCGGGCAUCCAGGACGCCAUCAACCUGGGCUGGAAGCUCGCCCGCGCGCUGUCUCUGGAGUCGCAAGCCGAAUCCCUCCCUCCCUCAUUGUCGUCGUCCUCUUCAUCCUUACGAGCAGCCGCCUCCGCGGUGCUGGACACGUACGACCUGGAGCGCCGCCCCGUCGGCAACGCGCUGCUGCAGGGCACCGACCGCAUUUUCGCGUUCAUCUGGUCGCGCAACCGGCUGUUCGUGUGGCUGCGCAACUUGUUCCUGCGGUACGUCGUGGAGCGCGUCGUGCGCAGCCGCGAGCGCCGCCGGCGUGCCUUCCUGUUCGUGAGCCAGUUCGGCAUCACGUACCGCGGCGCCAGCCGCAUCGUCGGCGAGGCGCCGCGCUGGAGCGGGCCCAUCCGCGGCGGGGAUCGCGUGCCUGACGGGAAGGUCGUGCGCAUGUCAUCGUCAUCAUCAAAUGCAGGUGCUGCUGGUGGUGAUGAUGAUUAUACAAAAAAGGGGGAAGAGACGAGUCUGCAGAGGGUUUGCGUCGGCGCGCCGCAUCAUCUGCUGUUGUUCGCUGGUGGUGGUGGUGGUGGAGGAGCUGAUAGUAAAGGAAAGGGGGCGGCCGUCCUGGCAGCUGCCGCGGAGAAGGCCGUGCGCGCUUGUAAGACGCCGCUGAGGGUGCAUUGCAUUCUCUGCUCUUCUUCUUCCUCCCCCUCCUCCUUUUCUGCUGGGGACGGGAAUGGCUUCCUGGGGAUUAAAGGGCCGGGCCUGGAGAAAGAGGAAGAGGAGAAUGGUGGUGGGGAGUGGUAUGUCGAUCCGGACGGUAAACUACAUGCCGAGUUCGGGUUCGGGGCAAAGAUGGCGGGCUAUGUGCUGGUGCGGCCGGACGGCUAUGUCGCGCACAUCGGGCCAUUGGCGAAGCUGGACCAGUUUGUCGCCUUCUUGGAGGACUAUCUUGUAUCUCCCGUGGUUGCGCCACCGUCCCGUUCACGGUUGUCUUUUCUGGCUUCUCCUCUUGUUUGGGCGGCGGUGGGUGCCGGUCUGGCGGUCAAGUUUCUCUUACUUUAGGGGAACUGGGGCAAAAAGGUAUGAGCCAGAGCCAGAGCCCAGAAGGUCGGGGUUUAUACUCGCAGCUGGGCCGAGUCCUUCUUUUUCUUCUCCUCAUACCCCUUUUUCGUUCUUUUUUUCUUUUUGCUUCUAUGACCUAUCUUCUGCCGCCUUUGUAAUAUUCCAUGAUUUCCAUCCGAGCACUGCUUAUAUAGUAUGGAUCGAUGAUCGCUAUGUGUUAAGGUUAAAGCAGUAGCAAAUAUCAAGUCAACUUAUCUGCGAGUUCAUUCAAGGCAUUUACUUUAUCUUGCUGUUUGAC